AGCCGCGACAAGUCUGAGUGCAGCGGUGAUUGAGGUUCCAGGAGAGACAGUGUGGAGCCUCGACGUGUCUUUUCCGGUGUUGCGUUCACUGACUUAAACGGAAUGUUGUAAAGAACAACGUUUAUUUUCUAAAAUAUCACAAAUCAAAGAUCGUUGUGUAGUGCGCUCGUCGUUUGUGUAUUCUACUUGAAUGAGUAAGUUUCAUUGCAACACACACACACACACACACACACACACACACACACACACACACACACACACACACACACAUCGGGUGUGUUUUCUUGUCUAGCAACCUGUUUUUCCCCUUGCCUGCGACAUAACACAAAACACAACUUGCUAUGCAAAGUGAACACAAAGAAACAACACUUUAACAGGUUGAACGCUGCACCGAUUACGUCAGAAAUGCGGGACCCUGUUGAGUCACAUGAUGAGUCAUGGUAAUUGUUUUUCAUGUCAACACAAUGAAAUGCAGCUUGUUUGUUGUUUUAGAGUAUACUGCCCCUAGGAGCGUGUUUGCAGGGUGUCUGGGUGCUUCUAUGAUAGGCAAUGAUGUGCUGGCCAUUAUCCUCAAUUUGAUCCAGUUUCUUAUGUAGGGGUUAUAGCGCUCUCUGCUGAUCAAAACUGGCCACCACGUUGCUUCUGCACUGUAAAAAAUAUUUUUGUGAAUUUACAGCAAAUUAUUUGCUAAUAAUUGCAUUAACUUCACAGUAAAAUUUACGGUAAUUAAUAGUUUAUAGUGAAAACUAUCAACUAUAUUUUGUGAAUUUACAGCAAAUUAUUUGCUAAUAAUUGCAUUACCUUCAGUAACAUUUACAGUAAUUAUCAAUCAAUCAAUCAAUCAAUGAUUAUUUAUAUAGCCCUAAAUCACUAGUGUCUCAAAGGGCUGCACAAACCACAACACAAACCACAACAACAUCCUCGGUAGAGCCCACAUUAGGGCAAGGAAAACACACACCCAGUGGGACGUCGGUGACAUUGAUGACUAUGAGAAACCUUGGAGAGAACCGCAAUAGUUAAUAGUUUAUAGCGAAAUAUAUUUACAGCCAUUCACUGUAACUGUAGACCUUGGAUUUUAGAGUUAAUUACCGUAAAAUUACGACACAAGGACUUCACAAUUGUAAUGUUAUUGUUACUCUUUCGUUUUACCAGCAUACCUUCUGUACAAGGGUGUGCAAUAGCGCAAGUUUGAAUGUGUUUUAUUACGAAGGAGGACUACAAGAUUUCAUUUUUUUUCAUACCGUGAAAUAACAGUUAGUUGUAGUGCAAAUUAAGGGUAUCGAAUUUUUGGUCAUUUUACAGGGAAAAAUACUAUUAAAUUAUGUGGAAUCCUGGUAAAUAUUUCAAGUGUGUGUGAAAUUAUGUUAUUUUUAGACAGCUAAAAGCAACAAAACCCCAAUAAUGUACCACAUUUUUGUCAAAAAGAGAUGACAAAUGUGAACUUGGAUAAAAAUGACAUUUAAAACAUUUAUAUGGAUGCCCCACACUCAAAACUUUUGUAGAAUAUAAAUUGAAUAAAAAAACGUUUUCUUACUAUUACACAUAUGUUCCGCUUUUACUGUUGACAUUUGUUGAAAUGGUUUUGGUGUGUUAAAAACAGGAAGUAAAUAAAUGAUAGGUAACUGUCAUGAAGAUUGAUUGAAUAGACUUUUUCUUGCGACUCAUUUUCACACAUUUGAAACCGCAAGCGCCUGAUGUAGACUUAAUUGUGUAGCCGAGUGUCCUAGCUGGUUUCGCACUGUUUGUUACAAUUGUAUGAAGGUUUUGUGUUUUGUUUCUGCUACUCCUUUGUUUACUGUUAAACGAAACAAAUGCACAAGUACUAGGGAUGUGGGGAAAAAUCAAUUCGAAUACGAAUUGAAUCGAAUACGUUGUGCGAUUCAAUUUUUUUUUUAUCAAUCCAACAAACCACUACACAGCAAUACCAUAACAAAGCAAUCCAAUUCCAAAACCAAACCUGACCCAGCAACACUCAGAACUGCAAUAAACAGAGCAAUUGAGAGAAGACGAACACGACACAGAACAAUUAACCAAAAGUAGUGAAACAAACAUUACUAUUAUCAACAACAGUAUCAAUAUUAGUUAUAAUUUCAACAUAGCAGUGAUUGAAAAUCCCUCAUUUACAUUAUCAUUAGACAUUUAUUAAAAAAAAAAAAAGAACAAUAGUGUCACAGUGGCUUACACUUGCAUCGCAUCUCAUAAGCUUGACAACACACUGUGUCCAAUGUUUUCAAAAAGAUAAAUUAAGUCAUAUUUUUGGUUCGUUUAAUAGUUAAAACAAAUUAACAUUAUUGCAAUCAGUUGAUAAAACAUUGUCCUUUAUAAUUAUAAAAGCUUUUUGAAAAAAAAAAAUAUACUACUCUGCUAGCAUGUCAGCAGACUGGGGUAAAUCCUGCUGAAAUCCUAUGUAUUGAACGAAUACAGAAUCGUUUUGAAUCGGAAAAAUAUCGUUUUUGAAUCGAGAAUCGCGUUGAAUCGGAAAAAAACGCAAUAUUAUCGAAUCGCGACCCCAAGAAUCGAUAUUGAAUCGAAUCGUGGGACACCCAAAGAUUCGCAGCCCUAACGAGUACAGCAUGUCAAAUUGCAAACACCUGUCACAACAGGGGCGAAGCAGCCGAGCAGCGUCCACCACAAUGCCGCCGUGAAGUGGCCCGUGUGGGAGGCGCAGGAGGAGGAGAGCCAGGACACGGAACGCUCCACGCACAACAUCCACCAUGUCGAACCGCAAGCACCGGGACAACCAGGAGAUCUGCGCCCGUAAGGUCCGCGAGCUGGCCCAGUCCGGAGUAAACAAACACUGCUUCGAGUGCAACCAGCCCGGGGUGACUUACACGGACGUGACCGUGGGCAGCUUCGUGUGCACGUCGUGCUCCGGAAUGCUGAGAGGCCUCAACCCUCCGCAUAGAGUCAAGUCCAUCUCCAUGACGACGUUCUCCCAGCAGGAAGUGGAAUUCCUUCAAAACCAUGGCAACGAGGUCGGCAGAAGGACUUGGUUGUGCGUGUUUGAGCCCAAGGCGGACGGCUGCUCUGACAUGAAGGACUUGCAGAAGUUCAAAGAAUAUCUGCAGGACAAAUAUGAGAAGAAGAAAUGGCAUUUUUCCAAAAUGAAGAACUGCCGAGACAUGGAGGGAGGUCCUUGGAGUCCAGGGGUCCAGGCCGUCCUCGCUCAUGGUCCUUUGGCCGGGCAGCACCCCCCUCAUAGCCUGCCCCCAAACGCCAGGCCUGCCAGGAUGAUGUCCCAGAUGUCGCCGUGGGAUCGAGCCCCAGCUGUUUCGCCCGCCGACGUCCGAGCUGACGUGUUUACCGCUCGGCCCUCGCGCUCCCAAAGCUUCCGAGACGCCCCGCUGAAAGACCACAACAUGUGCGGUAUUGAGAGACAGCGCCCCGGCUCACUAUCGUCAGCACUGGGGGGUCCUACCCACGGCCCUUCCUUUCCUGCCCUCCCGCGGCCUUCAGCAAGUAGCUCUUUCAAAAACCACUUCACUUUAGGUCGCGCAGUGUCUGCCUCGGGGACCACGGGGCCUUUCAGGGCCUUCCCCAAAUCUCUCAGCUUGGACUUUGGAGGGUUAAAACACACUCAAGCUCAGCCUCCUGUUCCUCUGCAGAGCGCCAAUGCCCAGGACAGAUUCGCCGCAGUGUCCCACCUAGACAGCGUCUUUUCUGACACAGCGCCUCCUGCCGGCCCUCCGCAGUACAGUAGCCUGUUUGCCAGCAGGCUGUCUUCCAGCUCCACUCCCGCCAGCUCCCCAGGAGUAGAAACAGCGUCCAGCUCACAGACAUUUGCAAAUUUCCCCAACCCAUUCAGCUCCGGCACCGUCUCCCAGCAGCCCACUGCACUGUCCCCCAGUAACCCCUUCAGCAGCCCCCCGGGAGGUGACUCCAGUGCAGUUUUACCGCCGCCUGCCUCAUUUCCUCCGGACGCCAUCAACAACCAGGAAGCCAAUGGUUUUGCUGCCUUGCCCGCCUCCGACGAGCAGCCCAAAGUCCCUCGACCCAUGUCGGUCAACCCGUUUACAGGGAACGUUUACCCGAGCCGGGCGACGUCACGAAACCCUUUCAUCUGACCGGUGCAUCUCUGGAAACGUCACAAGUCUCGAGUGUUUUUAAGUCUGUUUGGAGGGUUUGCAGGGCAUGCAGACCCCUCGUCUUUCUUUGUAGGCUCCUCCUAUUUGUCUGUUUGUGUGUGUGUGUGUGUGUGUGUGUGUGUGUGUGUGUGUGUGUUCGGGGGUGGAUAAAAUGCAUGAAUGUAAUCCUGACUCCAAUUUUGUCUCAAUGGGAGGGUGGUAGUAGAUGCUGCCUACAGUGGGAGUCAACAAAUAUUUUUUCAAACAUGUUACAUGCAAACUGCUGCUACUGUCCCUUUUUUCUCAUCCCCCCGCUUAAAGUGUAAAAGAAAAAUAAUGAUAACCUGCCAACAGUAUUGAAAAAGCCACACAAAAUCGGGCUUUCAAUGAAGUGUUAGUAAUUAUGCUAAUUUUCCGCCUUAAAGCCUCCUGAUGCAUGUGCAGAAGCAUCGAAAAGGACUUUUUUUUUAAACCCACUUUCAGGCUGCAUGACCUUAGGGCUAAAAUGCUACUGAAUGUAAAAGUGUGCUGCACAAUAACUUCAUGGAUGAAAUGUUAUGCUUCUUAUUACUGGACCAAAAUGUUUGGGGUUUUUUUGCCAAAAAAGAAAGCAUUGACGGAAACAUGAAGGACUUGUGUAACAAUUGUUAUUCAUGUUCAUAAAAUCACUUUGUUUGCCUAAUAA
Molecule: messenger RNA, 4749 nt
Organism: Nerophis ophidion (straightnose pipefish)
Lineage: Eukaryota; Metazoa; Chordata; Actinopteri; Syngnathiformes; Syngnathidae
Gene: agfg2
Product: ArfGAP with FG repeats 2
Exons: 15
Coding region: 2715-4064 (449 amino acids)
Molecular function (GO): GTPase activator activity
Source: RefSeq, a predicted model, not a curated record